Messenger RNA from Cuculus canorus (common cuckoo), 8090 nucleotides. RefSeq names its product chromosome 1 C12orf40 homolog (gene REDIC1). The record is from RefSeq and is a predicted model, not a curated record. NCBI's taxonomy places the organism in Eukaryota, Metazoa, Chordata, Aves, Cuculiformes, Cuculidae. The transcript has 12 exons. The coding region runs from base 1111 to 3180 and encodes 689 amino acids.
UGUGCCCCAAGUGCAGGACCCGGCAUUUGGCCUUGUUAAACCUCAUGCCAGUGGUCUGAGCCCAUCGGUCCAGCCUGUUCAGAUCCCUUUGCAGAGCCUCCCUACCCUCCAGCAGAUCCACACUUCCACCCAGCUUAGUGUCAUCUGCAAACUUGUUAAGGGUGCACUCAAUGUCUUAAUCCUGCUGCUUUCUGCUGCUGUUAAUCACCUGUUAGGAUUCCUCAGGUAAGUCUGGGAUUUGCACAUCAGGUGUCGGAAGAGCUAUCCAUUAUUGGGGCAUCUGCCCACAGCAAGGGCAGAUAUUAUGUUUGGACAGUGUGUUCUAACUUUAAGCACAGUAAAAACAGAAGAAAAAAAAGGAGGGGGGAAUGUAAUUCUGAGGGAGUGCUCCGUAUUUCUAAUUCUCAAAAAAAUUCAUAAUCUUACUGACCCAAAGGUUUCAGCCAUGCCCACCCUGCUCACAGCAGUGACCCCCAGCUAGAAUUUUAUGCAUCAUGUCCCAUAAGCAGUUCAUUUAAGAAUAUGUUUAGCAAGUGAGGUAUAUAGUUUAAGGUAUAGCUGUCUCCUAUACUAUAGAAACAAGAGCAGCUCAAUAAAACUUGUAGUGACAAUAAAUUUUUCUUUCCUUUUUUACAAGUUACUCACAAUAUUCUGUGAAGUAAAAACUAGAAACUGGUACUGUGCUCCUUUUUUUUCUUUGCUAAUAUUUUUUUUAACUAUGUUGCAACACAACCAAGAAAAUUAGGAGAAAUAUUUACAAAGAUUCCUUAUAAUGUUUUAAAAAAUUAAGAACCAAUGAAGUGCUGCAUUACAGGUCAAAUGCCUAAAAGUUUUUCCUUCCGAAUUUUCAAUGUAUUCGGUAGCCCUAGGAUAGAAUGCAGUCCUAUCCUUAUCUGAGUAAACCAGGAUCAAAGGAGCUUCAAUAGUGAUACAUUGACUUCACUACCUGAAAAUCUGAUGCAUUGUAACAUCACGUAAGGUAACGUAACACAUCAUAACAUUAUUUGUGUCCUAAAUUCUCAAACCAUUGCUGAGAAGUUCAAGCCAGGACUCAAGAUUACAAUCUUACAUUUAAAACAGUAAUGAUUUGCACCUUUCAGGAGCAGAAUCAUGCUAAAGCAGGAAAGGAGAAAACAAAAGGAAUUCUUUGAAAAGAAGAAACUUAAAUCAAAGAUGAAGCUUCUGGGAGUGUCAUCUCCUAAAACUUCAGCAGUCAGUUUAGAUCUCCUCAAUCUAUAUGUUGUUAACCAGAUAUCAACCAAAAAAGACACCUCCGAGAAAACAAGGAAGCCAGUCCAUGUCGAUAUCAUCGAAGAUAAAAAAAUACCUAUUCAGAGGCACAAUGUAGAGCUUCCCAUGUCACCGCUACGUACACAACAUAUGUCAAACUUAGAAGACAUCCAGAACAGGUUACAAAAGCAAGUAUUGGACAGCAGAAGGCAGCACCUCUCAGAGAAAGUAAAAUACCAGCAUAAUUUAUCACAAGUAACAGAAGUAACACAUCCUAAUUCCAGUAUGGAACAUGAAGAAAACAUAGCAAGAACUUUCGGUGCCUGUCCAUUGUCCUCUUCUGGUUUUUCAUCCUCAAAAUGUACACAAUUUUCAGAAGAAAAUUUCAGCACAAAUGUAAUGGGCAACAUUUGGAAACAGACCUAUGGAGAGAAACUGCAAAAUCAGCCAGGAAAUAGUUCUGAUCAAGACCCUUGGAUUACAAAACCUCCAAGCCAGUGUAUUUUCAAGAAGUCUGAUACAGUGCCUCAGGAACUGUUUAAGCCAUUGCAUAGGCUAGACUAUACAAUUUCUGCCAGGAAAAAUCCAAUGGUAAUGACCAGUAAUGAGUCAGAAAACAUUGAAGGAAUAAAUGAACCAUUGUUUGAUAUUCUGAAAGAAGCCGCAGAACUGAAAGCUCCUCAAGAUGGAAGUGAUCGUUCCUUUCUGGCGCUGUUUGAAGAUGAGGGUCAACCAAUCCAUAAUAAUCCUUACACAAAGCAGUUAUAUCCUUCUAUUAACCAAAGCAGUACUGCCAUUUUUUUCAUUGAUCCUGAUAAUACAAAUCAAAUGACCAAUAGAAAUUAUUCUUGUGAUACCGCAGUGGCUUAUAGCGCAAUUGAUGCACAAAAAAGUUCUGCAGAUAGACACCUUAAAGGCAUUUUCACAGCUCCAGGACAGCAUUUACCUAAAAGUAACGUCUCAUUUGCAAGCUACAAGAAAAUCAGCAGACUUCAUAAAGCCCACCUGGAGGACUGUCAUGAGGGACAGCACUACUUCAUACCCUUUGAAAACAAAGAAAAACCUGGAAACUUUGAAAAAAUCGAAGCAUUUGCUUAUCACCAUGACCAGCGGAUGAACGUAAAGGAGACUGUACAGAACUACUCAAGAAAAAACAGUGACAGUGAGUCUGUGAAAGAAUCAGCCUGGAGACAAAACCAGGUUUUUGGAUUUGAAGAGUUCACAACAGCACAAGAGAAAGAGUAUAAGUUUGGAAUAAGUUCAAAUCUUCACGAGAUGGAGAAGGAUGUGGAGUCAGCAGCCAGCCCUCAGUCUCCCAGUUACUCUCCAAGGCAGACAGAGAGCUAUUUCAGCUCUAGUCCUGCCACAUCUGAAGAGGAAGAUACAGACAAAAAGAAGGAAUAUGUGAGUGAACAGUCCUUGAAGACAGAUGAUGUCAACCUAGUCUCAGCCUCAGCAGGCACAGGGCCCUUAAAGACCUCUCACACCAGAACCAUGCCUCUCCAGCCCAACAGUAUUUUGACUAGAGACGUAGCUCAUAUUCAGGAGAAAAAUUCCAUUUUAUGUGCUGCAGAGGAGGAAAAUAAAAACCACCCCACGUCAUCUGAGGGCAGCUCAUCACACCAAGCCCUUAAAAGAGAGCACGUCACUUGCAGUACCAGGCAUGAUGUUGGGUUGCAGACUGAGAGCUCUGUCACGGAAGUAAGGAAAAUGGAUGUUGCCACCCAAUGCGGUACCAUGCAGGCGUGCUGCUGUGGGAGCUCUCUCCUCUUUGCCCACAGUACGGAGAUGCCUUCUCUCAGCGCUACAGGCACCACUGGAGGGCACAAAAUGCCAGCACAUGAGGCGCUGCAGCCUGCAGGCACGGGCAGCGCGGCAGGAACAGCAGCGUUCUCUUCUGAAGAUGAAUACCUGAGUUUGGCUGGCAGGACUCUAGAGGUGCUGAACUAGAUUGACAUAAUGAAGGAGUGAGAUAAGCAGUGACAGACUGGAAUGGCACAUGAGGAAGAGACAAGUUUUCUCCUGUUCUCAGUAUGUUACAUUUCAUAGGCAUAUUCUGAUUUUUCUAACCUGGUUAGACAAAAUAUUAUUUUGCUGUUUGCUUGCUUUGAAUUAUUAUUGACUAUAGAUCUCUGUCUACCGACUGCUAUCUCUAGCUGUGGAUUUCUAUAGAUCUCCAACUGUUAACAUAAGAUUUUGCCAUAGCUUAGCAAAUAUUGACCUUAGGAAUUUGAUUGGCUUUCCCACCAUAUGUCCAUAGCAUCCUGUAGUUCAGAUUGACCUUGUUUCUCUUGAAGGUGGUGGAAAGGUUCUGUUUCAUUUCAAAACAUAUUUGUUGUGGCCCUUAGUUUGUAACUAGUAUCUGAUUCUUAUCCAUUUUAACAGGCAAACAAGUCUUUGCCAUAUGUUUGUAUUAAAUAUAAAAAUGGGAAACAACAGAAAAUGCAUAUUCACACACAGAGAACAAAAUGUAACUUUAAAAGAACUAAUUUAUUAAUUAAAAAAAGCCAACAGUCCAAAGCUUAAUCUUCAUUCGUAAUAGAUCUCUUGAUUCAUUCUCUGGCAGUCAAUACUGACAAAUCUUUUAAAUGUUUCUGUAUUUUUCUUGGAGACUGAAAAUCUGAAAUGCUUUCCGCUUCAUUUCAGUAUCUGUGUGAAGCUAAAAAUCACAACAAAUAAAAGCUUCUAAGAAUAUUAUUUCUAGGUUACAUUUUUUCCUUUCAAAAAAAGUUCCUACUAGAGGUCACAGGGAGCCUCACUCCACUACUGACAUCUUUUACUUAUAUAUCCAUGUACCUUUAUGUACCUAUGUACAUAGCGGGGUGUAUAUAUGUGUGUGUGUAUGAAUUUGAGAUCCUGUUCAUUUCAAACUGGGCUUGGGCAAAAGCUGUGUUAGGCACCACUCCUUAAACAGUGCAGGAGACUUGCUUUUACAAGGCUAAUAUGUUGUGCUUUUUCCCUUGGAGACAGCUGUUGACAGAUUUACUGCCCUUAUUUCCACCAGCUCAGUUUCCUUUGUUUCUAGGUUUUGUAGAAAGAGGUUUUGCAGUAAGAGGUUUUGCAGAUGAUGUGUGUCACCCAGCCCUGCUGAGAACAGUCACCAUUCCUUAUCUCCAUCCUCAUCAUCAGACUGCUGGCUGUGUUUUCUGCCAGCUUUUAUUUUUGAAGCUAAGAGCCAUUUUAAAAAGAAGGUCUCCAUUGUCCAACAGUUUGCAGGCUUAUGCCUUUGCCAUUUUACAACUAGCAUCUCAGAAAUUUCAGUGAACCUUUCUGCACUUGGGAGAAAACCACCCUGUCUUUUAUAUACAUGAAUUGCAUACAUGGAAAGAGGUUCGCACAGACAGGCUUCUGAAAUGUGCAACUAUCAUUUAGUCAAUUCACUGCCCACUUCCUAAAGCUUGACAUAAGCAGAUUUGCUAUUUUAGGUUGCCUCAAUUUAUUGUCAAAGCAAGCUCCCUAGGAAUUUUUUUAUCCAAAACUGCAAUGUUCAUCUUCUUCACAGGAGCUGUAAUUUAUUUGAAUAACAGCUAUGAUUUGCUGAAAGCUGAGCCACUACCAGUGGUUUGUAAGGCAGAGUUGUUUACUCAGCAUUAUGAAUCCCAUUUGGAUUGUGUCACACCAGCAGCAGGCCGUGCCGGCCUGGAUUAGGGAAUCUCUGAAGUGUGCGUUUUCCCAGCAAUCACCUGUGCCUGGUAGGUACCUGUCAGCCUUUCCAAGGUGCGCAUCCGGCUCCACAGUCCUCCCAAUGAGUGAUGCUGCUGGAACUCCCUUGGUCUGCCAGCCUCCUGCAAGACGCUGUAGCAGGGGCCAGCAAAUGGCACACAAAAGCUCUGGUGCUGUAUGCUUUAUAUUUGAGUUCCCAAUUAGAUGGGCAGAUGUAAAAUUGCCAUACGGCCAGGGAGCCUUGUGGUGGCUGUGCUUAGGGAAAUGCUCAAGUGACCCAACCUGAGAUAAACUGCCAUCAGCUUGCAUGAAAGUUGUACUCCUGAUUUCUAAGAGUGGCAUCAUUGGUAGGACUUUUAAAUUUUGUUUUGUUUCACAGUGAAGUGAGCUACCGAAGUUCAGGCAGAUCUUCCUUAUCCUCAGAACCACCCUCUGAGCAGGACAUGUUCCCAGUCUGUUCCUGUGAACCUACAGGACAAAGUGUGCACGUCAUAACUGGGAAAAAGUGAGAUGGUUGUAAUGAGUAGACAGAAGUGCGUAGGAGUUUCACAUGAAUCUUAUCGAGUUAUCUCUCAUAUCUCAUAAUUUAGAGCCUUCGGUGGGUACAGCUUAGUUUCACCUCAGUCACUAACAGAGUAAUUUUCAAAAUCUAUCCCGUUUCAGCCCAGAUUUCACCAUUUCCCAGUAAGGACUUAAAUUACGCAGCUCAGUGCCAGAUACACACUUUCUGACUGGCUGUACGCUUCAGACAUGUCUCUAAUGCAAUAAUUCACCACUUGGGAUAUGUCAAUCACUGUAGAUAAUCAUGUUUCCAAGCCUUUGGAUGGGAGCAUAUAAAAUCCAAUUACCUUACAGUUUUUACCUGUAAUUGCAAAGCAAUCAGAAGAAAGAAAACUCUUUGUAGUGGUAUGUGCACUGGCAAUGAUGAUAAAUAAGGCAGCGUGCUCUUAUCUACUCACUAGAGAAGCAUUUUAAAGUAUUUACAUUACUAUGAUUACAUUAGGAGAGAAUUGUGUGUCCUCCUCACCUCAGGGUCUGUCUCCCCCUCUGCUCAGGUGCUUACUUUCAUCUGAAUUUCUUUUGUGCCUUUUGGGAAGAGAUGAAUUUGAUUUAGUAGGAAUCUCCCCUCUCUCAGUGGAGCCUCAGACUGUGCUUUCUUCAGCUGAUACUUCAGAGGCCAACACUAUUUAGGCCAUCAGUAUUUGCAACCUGCAGUAAUGACCAGCAUCCCACCAUACACAUCCAGGCAUCACCCGCUUUCUCUGUGGCAACGGCACAAGCAGAGCUGCUCCUUAUUCAUCCGUGUUAGUCCUCCUGGGAGUCUGCCAAGCCUCUGGGGAUGCCACAGAAGUGUGUAUGUUUUUAACUGUGUUUGGUGAAGAUCAGUUAUAAGUUGAAUUUUGUUGGGGAAAAGGAUGGAAGUGUACCUGUAACUCACCAAAAAAACAGGAGCAUUGGUUUGGUGUUGGGACUUGAAUGCUUCUAUACACAGAUAGAAAGAAAGACUCUCUGACUGAAAAUAUUAUCCCCAAGCUUCAGUCAGAAGCAGUUUUAAUAUGUACCUGGUAAAAAAUAUUAUUUUUUUUGCUAUAAAACCAGCUUUAAUUACAGUAACUUGCAAGGUAAGGAGUUGGACAAAGUUUUCUGAGCAAGCAUCAACUGAAAUUUCAUUUCAUUAAUGGUACAAUUUGUUACUGGAUGUAAUUAUGCCAAGAGCCUCCACAAACUCAGUAGAAAUCCUUAUUUCAUUUUCAUGAAGGAUUAUCACUGUGGGAAAUGAGAAGCUUAAAUCUUCAGACAAGUGAUUAUUUCUCAGGUGGAAACUGUUUGUGAAUAGGCUUUUUAAUGGUUUUUAGCAGAGACCAGGUUCAGAAAGGAUGAGGUUUCCUGGAAAAAAUACUCAACUGUCUGCAACCAAUGCCUCAUCUGUCUCCACAAAAGCAAAUGCCCUUCCCGCAAUGCUUCUUCAGCCUUUUUUCAGUGGCAGUCCCUAACAGGUUAGAGGUGACACUCCCAGUUUCCUGAAUGCAAGCUUGCUUCUCCAUGGCUGGUGAUACUUCUGUGAGCCGAAUGCUAAACGCUCUCCUUCUUACCUUACACCUUGUCAGUGCACUGGGUGCUGCAGAUCUCCAGGAGUGAAACCCAGCAGAGCUCAGCUUGCAGUGAGAUCCUGUACAGCACCCAGAUAGGUGUGGGGGAUGCUGAGACAUCUCCACGUGAGGUGAUAGGGAAUUGGGUCAAAAGACAGUGAGGUAGAGACUCAGUGAAGAUAAAGCAGGAGGCUGCAAGAAGGCCGUUAUAUUAUUCAACAGAGCUGGGAUAAAACAUUUCCAAAUCAACUGUGUGCACUCUUGCAGAGAGCAAAUGAGCUGUGAUUCACUGCUGCUGUCACACUCAGCACACGGAGGCUGACCUGGCCAAAGGACCCAGAGCUGUGGCUGUUUGUAGGACAGGCCAAUAUAUUAUGUUGCAGAAGAUUUAUUCUGUUCCCUGGGCUGGAGUAAUUGUCAGGAAGCAGGAGGUGUAUAAGAAGAUUUGUUCUUGAGAGAAGCUGCACUUCCUGCAAACGGGUAGAUUUUUUGAGAACUCCAGCCCAGCUGAAGCUGAUGGGGAUUUCUGAGCUUGUCCAGUCCAAGUCCCACUUGGAGCAGGGCAGCUGGAGCAGGAUGUUUCAGGCUGUGGCCAGUCACUAUCACCACACACCAGGGCUGGGGGUACAAACCACACCAGGCGGUUGGCUGAGGGAAGUUGUGCCUGCAGAUGGAGGCAGCUGCUGCCUGCAGCGCUUCCCCCCUCUGCAAGCAAGGCAGGAGCUGGGGGUGCGUGAAGAAUGAGGCUGGGUGCUGCUUCCCUGCUCUGCCCCCCUCUUUUUGGAUCAUGUCUGUCUCUGCACACACAUUUCCCUGCAGCAAUGAAGAGAAGCAAUGUUUGAUCUCAACAUCAUCUUGUCCCUGAGCCCACCGUGCCUCAGCCUUGGCAGCCCUGCAGCAGUGCCUCAGGGCUGGGCUGACAACGGGCACUGACUGCUCUCUUACCAAGAACCCGAGGAUCUCUAUGCCCCCAGCAUCUUCCUGUGAAUCCCCCCCAUCCUAACAAAACUUGGCAUACAGAGACAAUGUAAAAGUUAUCUUGGCUGGUACCAGGCUGGGGGCGGGGCAGGAGCAGUCAUCCACCACUCACCUUACAAAAACUUUGCU